GGCACUGACUGGCAUCACUGCUGGGCACUGACUGGCAGCACUGACUGGCACAACCCCUGGGCACUGACUGGUGGCACUGACUGGCAGCACUGCUGGGCUGCACUGGUGGGUGGCACUGGUGGGCAGCACUGGUGGGUGGGCACAGGUGGGUGGCAUUGGUGGGCACAGGUGGGUGGGCACAGGUGGGUGACACUGCUGGGCACAUGUAGGUGGCACUUCUGGGCACAGGUAGGUGGCACUGCAGAGUGGCACAGGUGGGCAGAGCUAGUGGGCGCACUGCUGGGCACAGGUGGGCGGAACUUGCGGGUGGCACUGCUG
This is a messenger RNA of Staurois parvus, 318 nucleotides long. Lineage: Eukaryota; Metazoa; Chordata; Amphibia; Anura; Ranidae. The record is from the annotation of a GenBank genome assembly.